Molecule: messenger RNA, 3530 nt
Organism: Apis florea (little honeybee)
Lineage: Eukaryota; Metazoa; Arthropoda; Insecta; Hymenoptera; Apidae
Gene: prage
Product: RNA exonuclease prage
Biological process (GO): endoplasmic reticulum unfolded protein response
Cellular component (GO): endoplasmic reticulum; nucleus
Molecular function (GO): exonuclease activity; nucleic acid binding; protein binding
Source: RefSeq, a predicted model, not a curated record
AUUAUUAGCCAUUUUGCGAUAGAUCAUAUCGAUCGCUCGAAUAUUAUCGAGGAGUGUAGCUACUUACCCGCCAAACUUCGGAACGUUCGUUCGCGCAAGUGCAAUUCGCGGUGGGAGAUCUCUCGUAUCAUCUGGGGGGGUUUAAAGUAGUGGGGAAUCUUCGAAAGCGCGGAUUAAACGCGAAGCAGCUAGACUAUCACCGCGUAUAUACCGGUACUAUUGGCAUGUUCCGACAAAUACGCGUUUUGAGCUCAUAUGAGCAUUACGUACUGAUUAAACGUUUCAUUUUCGAUGAUUUGCGAGUGUACCGCCAGAGCACGCGAUUAACUAAAUGGCUUACAUAACUUGCGCGGUAACGUUAAUUAUUUCGAAUAAAUCGCAUACAUUUUAUUUUUCAUAUCGUGAGUAUCAUUUCAAUAAAUCCGAAUUGAUGACAAUCUUUAAUAACCGCGUGAAUACGAUCAGUGAAAGUCACCCUUAUUGGAGUUUGGCACUCUUUCGUUUCUUCUCAUGAAUACGAAAUAGAGUUGCCGGUUCUUGGCUCGCUCAAUCGGCAGUUAUGUGUUUUUUAAUUUUUCGUUGAAAUCUACAAUAAAAACCAUGUGCAGUGCUAAAUAAUAAUUAAACAUCAAAGUUAUUUUCUAGAAGUAAUUCAACAAGAUGAAUUUUAAAUAAUAAAAUGUGUUGCAUAUGAAUUUAAACGUGGCGGUGACCUAGAACAAUUCAAAGUGGUAACUUUAUCAUCGGAGUAGACAAAUCUCGCAACUGUGCCAAGAAAAAACCAAGUGGGGAUUAAGAAAUGCGAUCAUUGUUCGUUCAGAUUGUUGUGUGACAAUGAGUUACGUUUGGAUUAUGAUUAUGAAAUUCGCGCCACGAAACAAAAUUUUUUUAAUUAUCAUGAAUAUAUUUAUUUUAUAUUUCAACAAAUUAUAUUCGUCUAUAAAAUUUCUAAAGUUUCAGUUAAAAUGAAAAAAAAAAUUGAAAAAAGAAUUUGAUAAUAUAACAAAAAUAUGAAAAAUAACAAAGAGAAAAUCACGUGUAGUAACGAUUGUUAUCGGCAAUAAUAGACAAAAGUCGUUAUUGAAUUAUCUGGUGAAAUUUCAUUUCUGCGAUUGUUCUAGUUCGUGCUCGAAGACGUGCCAAUGGUUAAGCAUUCCAUCUAUAAAACGCGUAGUUCACGUUUGCUGUGGAGUUGACGCACUGCCCGCGAUCGUUGCAUGAUAUCUCAUGUUUUUUGGAACACGCGGUCGUGUGUGUGUUCCAGUCUCGCGUCUCGUGCACGAAUUUUACAGUGACCUUUAACGGACAUAUAUUGAAUCAAGCGUGUGCCGAAAGUGCGGUAAAGUAAAAACGAAGUGUUGUGGUUUAUCACACGUGAAGAUGGAGGAUACAGAAGCCAAAAUCAUACCGGGAAUCAGCAUGUCCGUACUCGUACUCAUGAGCACGCUGUUUCUUGGCGGUGUGGUCCUUGUAAUCGGUUACAUUGUUAGCCGGUUGUCACAGUCCAAUAAAUCUUCAGAUUCAACGAAAAAUGUCACUGAAUCGGAUAAAGUAAAGUUCGAAGAACCAAGAGAUUCGGCGAGCGGGUCGAUUGGGGCGGGCGGUGGUGGCAACAAACGUGCUAAAAACAAGAAGAGACGCGAAACGCAACAAGAGUUCACGCAUUCCUGGGUGGUUGGCGCGCUGAAAGGGCACACGGGCCCUGUCCUCGAUAUGAAUUUCUCCAGUAAUGGGAAAUUCAUUGCAUCUUGUGCUGAAGAUUGCGGGCUGCGGCCGGAAGAGGAGGUCCUGGAUCCCGGGGAAACGGAGUGCUAUAAGAAUCGCGAGAUGUCUACGUCGGCGAAGACUGCGACGAGGGGGAAGAGUAAUAAGAUAACGGGCGCGCAAUCGGCCCAACCUGCGUCCAAUAUGACGUCUUCGUCGCCUUCCGCGAAAGAGGAUCGCACCAUUCUGAGCAGGAGGCAGAGGAAGAACCGGACGAGGAACCCGCGGGAUCCCCAGCGGCGGGAGCAGGAGGACGAGCAGAGGGGGGUGCAGGAGGACGAGGAGCAGCGACCCGCCGAUCCCUCGAUACCGGCUCAUCAUCACCAUCAUCAUUAUCAUCACCAUUACCAUCACCAGAUGAUGAUGAUGAACUCGGCCCCCGAAUGGAGGGGCGAGGGGCAGCCGGCGGUGGGCAGCGGCCAUCCCCACACGAACGAGAACGGCAGCGGAGUGACGAGCCACGGAGCAGCAACGGCCACGUUCUGGGGGGCAGCGGGCUACAACAGGAGAUACUGCGAUUUUUUGAGCAACGAGAGGAGGCAAUUGAGCCAAUUCACCGACGCCACCUUGUCGUCCAUACUUCGCACCUACACCCUCACCGGGGACCAACUCGCUCAUCUCGGCUACCCGGUCGAGUGCGGCUAUUAUCCUGGAUACGCGGUGUUCAUCAAUAACCCGCACCCGAUAGGCCACCGUAUAUUGAGGUACCAUCGUUUGGACGCGAACGCGCAGGAAUUCGUGCCCGGGUCCAACCAACAGUGGACGACCGCGAUGGUCGAGAGCGAAGGGGACAGCGGUAACUCGAGCGGUAGCUCGGUGGAGAACUCGGACUUCGAGCAGGAGGUGACCUCGUCGGACAGCUCUGACAUCGGGGAAUAUUCGUCCUCGUCGUCCUCGUGCACCGAGUCGAACUUGUUCGAUUGCCACAAUUACCAGAGGAGCAGAAGAUACUCGAACGUGGAUGAUUGUUCGGUGAACGAGCCGAUGGCGAUCGAGCGGAAGUGCGCGAGAUGUCAUAAAAGUUUUUACGUGAACAGGGAGAACGGUGAAUACGUUGACGAGGAGAAGUGUGUCCACCAUUGGGGCAAGUUGCGAAGUGGUUUGGGAGGCGCCCACGUCGAUUUGUGGGAUUGUUGUCGGGGCCGUGAAAUGUCCCGGGGCUGUACCAUCGUCGGGUUCCACGUGUGGACCGGCGCGGUCCCGGGAUACAACGGCCCCUUCGACAACUACGUACGCACGAAAUUGGGAACGGUGCCGCCCGACGGUAAUUACGGUGUUUACGGCCUCGACUGCGAGAUGUGCUUCACUCGGCGCGGCCUCGAGGUGGUCAAAGUUACCGUGGUCGAUUUGGACGGUAGAGUUGUUUACGACACAUUUGUGAAACCUGACGUCGAGAUAAUUGACUACAACACGAGAUUCAGCGGUAUUACGGCGCGCGAUCUCGAAAACACGACUAAACGGUUGUGCGACGUGCAGCAGGAUCUCUUAAGCUUCAUAUUCGCCGAGACGAUACUGAUCGGCCAUGGGAUGGAGAACGAUUUGCGCGCAUUGAAGUUGUUGCACACGACCGUGAUCGACACGUGCGUCGCGUUCCCCCACUUCCUCGGUUACCCGUUCCGUUCGAGUUUGAAAACGUUAGCGAGGACGGUGUUGCGAAGGGACAUACAAGUAUUGGAACACGAUUCCGUCGAGGAUUCCAGGAUAGUUGUUGACCUUAUGUUGAGAAGGGUGAAACACGAUUACCUAGAUAGUUAAUGUACAAAAAG